This is a messenger RNA of Ixodes scapularis (black-legged tick), 885 nucleotides long. RefSeq lists its product as uncharacterized. The transcript has 2 exons. The record is from RefSeq and is a predicted model, not a curated record. Bases 1 to 885 code for a protein of 294 amino acids. Gene Ontology annotation, cellular component: ribonucleoprotein complex. Gene Ontology annotation, biological process: retrotransposition. Gene Ontology annotation, molecular function: single-stranded RNA binding. NCBI's taxonomy places the organism in Eukaryota, Metazoa, Arthropoda, Arachnida, Ixodida, Ixodidae.
AUGGAGCAUGAGACACAAGAACUCUCUCCUCUUUUCUCAGUUUAUGUUUUGCCGGUUCCACCCCAAACACUGGUUGCUUGCUUAUCAAGAUAUUCGGAGCCUGAACGUCGGUCGCGACGUUGCUUUCGUCUGCUACGGCGUUUCGCUUUCUAUUUUCUGUUACUCCUCUUGUGUGGGGACAUAGAGCUUAACCCGGGUCCCACUACGGCGGAACAAUUGCAGCAGCUCUUGGAUGGCCAAGCGACCAUACAAGUGAAGCUUGCCUCUAUCGAGACCACACAGGUUGAGAAUAAGGUUGCCAUUGAUGAUCUGGUCAACCGGAUGACGUCAUUAGAAUCCAAGCUAAAUAGACUUGACCAACUGCAUACUGCUAUUAAAGAGUGCAAAACUGAAUGCGAGAACCAAAGGCGUGAGCUUGGGGCAUUGAUGGCAAGGGUAGAUGAUCUCGAGAACCGAAGCCGACGCUGCAACUUAAUCUUCUAUGGUGUCCCUGACGCAGAAGCUCGCGAAUCAAAUGCCGUCUCAGAGAAACGAAUUUCAGAGAUCUGUGAAUCAAGGUUGGGCCUACCGGCUGUGGUAAUGGAGCGGGCUCACAGGUUGGGCAAGUUCCAGAAUGGCAAAAACCGUCCACUGAUAGCCAAGUUCACCUCGUUCAAAGAAAAAGAGUUAAUUUUGAGAAAUACACGGAAAUUGAAGGGAACUCCAUUUAGUAUUUCUGAGGAUUUCUCCCAGGUGGUGCGAACGACAAGGAAACGAUUAUGGGACUUUGCCAAGUCACGAAGAAAGGAUGGCGACAAAGUGAACCUUAGAUAUGACACGUUGCUACUGAAUGGAACAAAGUAUGUCUAUGAUGACGAGACAAAUCAAGUCGUACCGCACAGAUGA